AUGGCGUCACCAGACUCAACAAGCGCCGCCAUGGAGGCGACUCGACUCCAAGAGCUCAACGCAGAUGUCCGUAAUCAGGACGACUUGGAGCGAGACAUCACUCGACAGGCGGACAAGUUUCUCGCCGAAAGGGCCGAGGAAAAUGAGACCAAGCGGUUGGAGAAGGCCUUGACCGAAAAAAGCAAGGUCGAUCGUCAGAUGCAGCAGGCCAAAAACCGCCUAAGCAAGAGCGUCGGACCUGGCGCACGCACUCGGGUUGAAACCGAACUGAGGCGCCUGGAAACUCGUCGUACCGGACUAGUUACGGAUAUCGCAGAGAUCCAGCAGCGGAUCGAUGACCGCCGCGAGGCGCAAGAAAAGGCCAGCGAUAUCCAUGGCUCGGGACGACUGCCGAACGAGUCUCGGCGUGAUUAUCUUCUCCGAACAGGAAAGAUCACGCCGUUUGAGCUCAUGAGCCAGCCUGGCGUAAACGGCACGCUGUCGACUCUUCAAGACGCACUGGUAGACACCGAGGAUCAGCAGCAAGAGGAGGCAGAGCGCAAAAGAGCCCACGAGGAACCCCAGGCCUCUCAUCGAAAUUUGCUUCGCCCAGAGCUCGACUUCGACGAUACCACCAGCGAUAGCCAGGAACCUCGCAGCACUAAGCGACGAAAGCUGGAAUCGUCGCCGGCCGUCAAGAAGGGGUCAGAGGUUUCGCGGCCUGCCCGACUCGACUCCACCGAGGCGGAUUCGGAGGCCAGCUACGUCGCGUCCGAGGAGAGCUCAUUGUCUGAGGAUGAAGAGUUCAUGCCAGACACUGCUCCCGAGGUCAGCGUGCGGAAAUCCAAGAAAGACAAGACGAGUGCAGAGCUGGAGGACCUGAGUGGCGUGGAUGACGGUAACGAGAAAGUCUAUCAGACACGCCUCCAGAAAUGGAUCAGUCGACGUAGUGCUGCCCGCGCCCGUGCCCAAGGAGAUCUGGCCGAGGAGGAGACCGAGGAUGACACGAGAGAGGAGUGGUUGAAGCCACACCCAUCGGAACCCGACCUAGAUCUUUCAAACGGUCUACGCGUCCCAGGUGACAUCGGCAGGUAUCUCUUUCCCUACCAACGCACUGGCGUUCAGUGGCUCUGGGAACUCCAUCAGCAGUCGGUCGGGGGAAUUAUCGGUGACGAGAUGGGACUAGGCAAGACCAUCCAGGCGAUUGCUUAUCUCGCAUCGUUGCACUACAGCAACAUGUUCACCAAGCCUGCGAUCAUUGUCUGCCCUGCAACGCUGAUGAAGCAGUGGGUCAACGAGUUCCAUCGUUGGUGGCCUCCAUUUCGCGUCUCAAUCCUCCAUUCGUCUGGCAGUGGGAUGAUGAAUCUGGGCCGUGAGAACAGUCGUGAGGUGGCACUUGCAUCGGAGAUGAUGGGUAGUCAAUACUCGCGGCAUCUUUCAGCAGGCCAAAAAGCGGCCAAAAAGAUUAUCAAGCGAGUCAACGAGGAAGGACACGUCCUUGUGACCACUUAUUCCGGGCUUCAAUCCUAUGCCGAUUCUCUCGUUGAUGUCGAAUGGGGCUGUGCUAUUUUAGAUGAAGGGCACAAGAUUCGCAAUCCCGAUGCUGGAAUCACCUUCAGUUGCAAAGAGUUGCGCACGCCUCAUCGCAUCAUUUUGUCCGGCACUCCGAUGCAGAAUAGCUUGGUCGAUCUAUGGUCCCUCUUCGACUUUGUCUUCCCUAUGCGGCUGGGUACGUUGGUGACUUUCAAGAAUCAAUUCGAGAUCCCGAUCCGGCAAGGAGGGUACGCUUCCGCCACGAAUCUUCAGGUCCAGACUGCUGCAAAGUGCGCUGCUACACUGAAAGACGCCAUUAGUCCCUACCUCCUUCAGCGGUUUAAGGCGGAUGUGACAUCUGACCUCCCAAAGAAGACUGAGCAGGUGAUCUUCUGUAAGCUCACGCAAGAGCAACGGACAGUGUACAAGCGGUUCUUGGGCUCUGAAGAGAUGAGCUCCAUCAUCAGAGGAAGGAGGAACUCGCUCUUCGGGAUUGACAUUCUCCGUAAAGUCUGUAACCAUCCAGACUUGGUAAAUCGUCAGAUCCAAAACCAAGACUCCGACUUUGGCAACAGUGAGCGCUCGGGCAAGAUGAAGGUUCUGAAGGGCCUCUUGGAGGUAUGGAAGGACACUGGGCACAAGACACUUUUAUUUGCCCAGACUCGACAGAUGCUGGACAUCAUUGAGAAGUUCCUCGGGUCGCUCGACGGCUUCAACUUUCGUCGCAUGGACGGCAAUACCCCGAUCAAAGAUCGGCAGACCAUGGUUGACGAAUUCAACAAGGACCCUGACCUUCACGUGUUUCUUCUCACCACCCGUGUCGGAGGCAUUGGAGUGAAUCUGACCGGAGCUGAUCGAGUCAUUAUCUAUGACCCGGACUGGAAUCCUUCCACUGAUAUGCAGGCACGCGAGCGAGCUUGGCGACUUGGUCAAAAGCGUGAUGUGACAAUCUUCCGUCUCAUGACCAAGGGCACCAUCGAAGAGAAGAUCUAUCACCGGCAGAUCUUCAAACAGUUCCUAACCAACAAGAUCACUCGUGAUCCCCAGCAGCGGGAGAGCUUCCAGCCGAGUGAUCUAUAUGAUCUCUUCUCUUUGACGGAGGAAAAUGACAAUGAGCUUGAAACCACGAAACUCUUCAAGAAUGCAGACGUCACAUAUAAGGAAGAAGUCCAGCCAACCCCGGGCAGCCGACGGCUUGGUGCUACAGAGAAAAAAGUCGUCACCCAGCCUGUCAAGCCUGACGAGGAAGAUAUCAGCGCUGUUCAAGGAGUCGCCAAUGUUGAGCAAUUCCGCAACGACGCAGAAGACGAGGAAUCAUCCAAAUCAGCAGAAGAUCGUAUCAUGCAUGGCAUCUUUGCUCGAUCUGGCGUUCAUGCCGCGCUUGAGCAUGAUCAUAUCGUCAAUGGCAAACGUAAUGUCCGAGCUGACCCGAAGCUGAUUGAGGAAGAAGCACGUCGCGUCGCUGCCGAAGCUGCUCGCGAACUUCGUCGCGCAGAGGAAGUUGCUCGCAACACUCCCAUCGGCCUCCCCACUUGGACGGGCUCUUUCGGCGUCGGUGGUCGCACUGACCUUGGCAAUGCUGGUGGCUCUUCGUCGAGACCGGCGGCUCGAGGCCCGUCCUCUUCGGCUCUACUCUUCAACCUCAACCCUAACGCCUCGCCAGCAAGAACUCCUACCCCAACAACAGUGCCGCCAAACCGGAUGCCUCGCGGCAAGGACUUCCUACCUCUCAUUCGGGAUUUCUUGCUCUCGCGCCGCGGCCCUGUUUUCACGCAAGUGAUUGUGGAUCAAUUCAAUCACUACUGUACCAAUCCUCAGCGAGUAGCCGAGUUUCAAGAAAUGCUGAAGACGGUGGCUCGCUUGGACCGAGAUCGUGGAGGUCGGGGUCGGUGGACAUUGAAGCCUGAAUUUGCGAAGCCCGCCGCUUGA
Penicillium diatomitis is the source of this 3441-nucleotide messenger RNA. Its product is annotated as DNA-dependent ATPase RAD26. Gene Ontology annotation, biological process: transcription-coupled nucleotide-excision repair. Gene Ontology annotation, molecular function: ATP-dependent chromatin remodeler activity; ATP binding. The record is from RefSeq and is a predicted model, not a curated record. The transcript is spliced from 3 exons. Lineage: Eukaryota; Fungi; Ascomycota; Eurotiomycetes; Eurotiales; Aspergillaceae. Gene Ontology annotation, cellular component: nucleus. Bases 1 to 3441 code for a protein of 1146 amino acids.